UAGUCUGCUAUCUGACACGGUAAAGAUCCUAACUAAAUUCACAAUGACGUCCAAAGUAUUAUUGUCCUGCGUGGUUCUCGCAGUGUUGGCUACUACAGUUUUAGCAGAGGAUUCCAGGAAACUCGUCAGUUUCGCCCCGGAGGUGGCUAAAAAAUUGAAAGUCCUGAUUCAGGAGUGUUUGAAUGAAAACGGCUUGGGUGAAGACGCGAUAGAAGUAAUACGUGCCGGUGAAUAUAGAGAGGACGAACCAUUCCAGAACUUAGUUUAUUGCGCUUAUAAAAAAUUCGGAGCGCUCGAUGAAAAUAAUCGAAUCAUCAGUCAAGUUGCAGCUGCGUCUUUCCCGAAAGACAUAGACGUGGUCACUGUUAUCGAGAGCUGCGGAAAAGAAGAUGGAAAUACCCCAGUAGAGCAAGUGUUCAAAUACUUCAAGUGCUUCCAGAAAAACUCGCCUGUGCGCAUGCAACUGUAUUAGUAACAAAAUAAUUCUGCAACAUAAUAAAAUGUUUGACGU
Bombyx mori (domestic silkworm) is the source of this 511-nucleotide messenger RNA. It is a transcript of the gene fmxg9M19, whose product is annotated as odorant binding protein LOC100301497. Lineage: Eukaryota; Metazoa; Arthropoda; Insecta; Lepidoptera; Bombycidae. The record is from RefSeq and is marked predicted. Gene Ontology annotation, molecular function: odorant binding.